Molecule: messenger RNA, 909 nt
Organism: Diceros bicornis minor
Lineage: Eukaryota; Metazoa; Chordata; Mammalia; Perissodactyla; Rhinocerotidae
Product: olfactory receptor 4P4-like
Biological process (GO): G protein-coupled receptor signaling pathway
Cellular component (GO): membrane
Molecular function (GO): G protein-coupled receptor activity; olfactory receptor activity
Source: RefSeq, a predicted model, not a curated record
AUGGAAAACCAGAACAAUGUCACAGAAUUUGUUUUCAUAGGGCUAUGGGGAAAUAAGCAAAUAGAGCUACUGUUCUUUUUCUUUUUCCUGCUCUGUUACAUGGCUGUCUUAAUGGGGAACUUCAUCAUCUUACUCACGAUCACCUGCAGCCAUCUAAUCCAACAACCAAUGUACUACUUUCUCUGCCACCUUUCCCUCAUGGACCUCUGCUACACCUCUACUGUGGUCCCUCGGCUGAUCAGGGACUUAGCUGCAGCAAGAAAAAAUAUUUCCUAUAACAACUGUAUGACCCAGCUCUUCACUGCCCACUUGCUGGCUGCUGUGGAAAUAUUCAUCUUGGUGUCCAUGGCCUUUGAACCCCUGCAGUACAUGGUCAUCAUGAACCGGCAGAGGUGUAACAUGCUGAUCAUCAUGGCCUGGAUUGUGGGUUUUUGGCACUCUAUUGCUCUACUUCUCAUAAUACUCAGUUUACCUUUCUGUGGUCCUAAUCAGAUAGACCAUUACUUAUGUGAUGUGAAGCCUCUUUUGAAACUGGUUUGCAAAGAUAUUCAUGUUGUUAAUAUCUUAAUGAUCGCAAAUUCAGGGAUGGUGGUGGUUGUAGUUUUUCUUGUCUUAGUAACUUCUUACAUACUCAUAUUAUAUAAUCUUAGGACACGCUCCUCUGCAGGGCGACGCAAAGCUCUCUCAACCUGUAGCUCUCACAUAACGGUUGUAGUUUUGUUCUUUGUGCCCUGUAUCUAUAUUUAUGUUCUACCUGCUGGGAGUGAGAACAAGGAUAAGGAAAUCUCUGUGUUUUACACUGUGAUUGCUCCCAUGCUGAAUCCUCUCAUCUAUACCUUGAGAAAUAUGGAGAUGAAAAUCGCCAUGCAGAAGGUAUGGUCUCAAAUGGCACAUUCAAAAUUAAAGUAA